AUGGUUGUCAAACCUCACAUAUCAUUAAUUGUUGCUGCAAUGGCACCUGAACUCGGGAUUGGGGCCAACGGAAAGCUUCCAUGGCGGUUGAAACAGGAAAUUAAGUACUUCAGAGACGUGACAUCACAUUCCGGGGAAGGAUCCAUCAAUGCUGUAAUAAUGGGCAGGAAAACAUGGGAGUCAAUUCCUGCAAAGUUCAGACCAUUGCCAAAUCGUCUCAACGUGAUUCUCUCCCACUCUCACACUAAUGAGUACAGGGAUGGUGUCUUAUUCUACAACUCCAUGGAUUCGAUUCUAGAUGCGUUCCAAAGAGACAACUACAAAUUUCAGAAACAAGAUAUUAACAAGAUAUUCAUUAUUGGAGGGGCCCAGAUUUACAACGCUUUCGUGACAGAUCCAAGGGUUGAUAGCCUCCUUCUUACCAACAUAACUUUCACCGGAGAGGCUUCUGAAACGCCGGUCAUGGAUACCUUUUUGAGAUGGAACCUUGACGAAUGGAAACGGCUGGAUAGUUCCAGAUUGAAGAAUCUCGUGGGAGUGGAAUUUACGGAAGGACUUAUUGAAGAAGGUGCUUAUGAAUACGAGUACACCCUUUGGGAACGGAAAUAG
Messenger RNA from Australozyma saopauloensis, 609 nucleotides. RefSeq names its product dihydrofolate reductase (gene DFR1). The transcript has a single exon. Gene Ontology annotation, molecular function: NADP binding; dihydrofolate reductase activity. Gene Ontology annotation, cellular component: mitochondrion. Gene Ontology annotation, biological process: tetrahydrofolate biosynthetic process; dihydrofolate metabolic process; glycine biosynthetic process. The record is from RefSeq and is a predicted model, not a curated record. NCBI's taxonomy places the organism in Eukaryota, Fungi, Ascomycota, Pichiomycetes, Serinales, Metschnikowiaceae. The coding region runs from base 1 to 609 and encodes 202 amino acids.